Oncorhynchus nerka (sockeye salmon) is the source of this 1311-nucleotide messenger RNA. RefSeq names its product high affinity immunoglobulin epsilon receptor subunit gamma-like. NCBI's taxonomy places the organism in Eukaryota, Metazoa, Chordata, Actinopteri, Salmoniformes, Salmonidae. Gene Ontology annotation, molecular function: IgE receptor activity. The record is from RefSeq and is a predicted model, not a curated record. The transcript is spliced from 7 exons. Bases 149 to 577 code for a protein of 142 amino acids. Gene Ontology annotation, biological process: cell surface receptor signaling pathway. Gene Ontology annotation, cellular component: Fc-epsilon receptor I complex.
GUGCGAGAGAGCGAAAGAGAGAGGGAGGGAGGGCUAGAAAGAGAUUAACCAAGAGAGCCCUCUAGAGCCACCGCCAUCGUUCACCCCAGGACAGAAAGAGAGAGAUCAUCACUUGUUUUCUCAGAGGGAAAGAGAGGAAAAAGGGAGAAUGACUGCUCCAUGGAGGAUAGGUGUUGUGGUGAUGCUGAAGCUUGUGUCUUCUGCAGAGGCUUCAAUGACUGAACCAGCCAUCUGCUACAUACUGGAUGGAAUCUUGCUCUUCUACUGCAUCAUCACCACCUUGCUCUUCGUCAGAGCCAAGUGGUGUAAGUCUUCACCUGAACCCAAAGAGGACCCCACCCAUGAAGAACUCCAGCCAGGUGCUAAUGCUGAUGACCAACAGUCUGCAGCUACUAGACGGAAGCGCAAACAGGAAGCUAGUAGCGACACAUACCAGGCCCUCCAGAUAAAAGAUGAUGGAAAUGAUGACUACCAGGUGAUCAUGUCCAAGGGGAGGAACAAGAAGGCCCAAGUCCCCCAGCCUCUCAGUGCAAAGACUCAGACCCGGGCCACUGCCCCACCAAUACCUCCACACUGAUCUGACCCAGUCAUCCCUGGGCAAGGAGGAAGCAGUCGACUCCACUUGCAGCUCUGCCCUGCACUGACCCAAUCUCUGAAGAGUACCUUCUAGAUUAUUUCCCGAGUUCUAUGUGCAUAACAGUCUUCUACCCCUGAGCUCAGCUCCCUGGCCUGUUAUUGCAUAUUACAACUCAGCAGAAAAGUGUACAUGUCUUGUCAAUGUGUAUUAUCAUGUCAUUUGUUAAGUCCAUCUAUGGCUGUAUGUGGUAAUGUCAACAUUAUGACCGUAAUAAAAGACUGGAACGUUCCAAUGUUAAAACACCUGGAAAAUGGUUUAAUGACGUUUACAACAAAAGAGAACUGUACAGUUACAGUAAAAGAUUCAUCUUUAUAUACAUAUAAAAAACUCAAACAAAAAUACAGCAGACAAAUGCAUCAAAUCUACCAUGUAUCCUGAUUCACAUACUUAAUGUUCUACACAAUCUUUCAGUUCUAUAUGCUGCCAACCGCCAUGUCUGGGGGGGAGUUCUUAGUUGGAUAUGAGGCAUGUGUCCCCGUGGCAACAGUAAGCAGUGUUCUAGUCCAUGGUGUAACAGUGGAACCGCGCGUCACAACGACAGCAUGGCUCCCAGAGUUCUAGAGUGACAGACGGUGUACUCAGAGGAAAAACUAGUCAGAAGAUAGGGGCACAUUCCUUUAGUUUAGCCCAAGCUUGGUUUACAGAGGGAGAAUUAUCAAUAAUUUUACAGAAUG